Aspergillus nomiae NRRL 13137 is the source of this 2130-nucleotide messenger RNA. RefSeq lists its product as uncharacterized. The coding region runs from base 1 to 2130 and encodes 709 amino acids. NCBI's taxonomy places the organism in Eukaryota, Fungi, Ascomycota, Eurotiomycetes, Eurotiales, Aspergillaceae. Gene Ontology annotation, cellular component: nucleus. Gene Ontology annotation, molecular function: RNA polymerase II cis-regulatory region sequence-specific DNA binding; zinc ion binding; DNA-binding transcription activator activity, RNA polymerase II-specific. The record is from RefSeq and is a predicted model, not a curated record. Gene Ontology annotation, biological process: DNA-templated transcription; regulation of transcription by RNA polymerase II. The transcript has 4 exons.
AUGGCUACUACCACAGCCCCGCAUUUUCAGCGAAAACGCCGACGCCCAGCACUUGCCUGUGAGCAAUGUCGUCGUCGGAAAAUCCGAUGCGAUAGAAACCACCCGUGUGCUAGCUGCAGACGAUCCGACCCUCGAUCCUGCCAUUAUGUUGACCCUGAUCGGAAAACUAAUGUGGCACACGAUCAGGUCAUCGAUUUGGCCCCCACGUCAUUUUCGAGUGGCAAUCCACCAUUGGACUUACCCAACUGCCCUGAAGAUGUACAGUUCUCCGGGCUUCUCAAUGUAGAUGCCCUCCAAUCCACUAGUUCCUCGUUGGCGAACCCGACAGCUGUUCAACGUUCUAAGGUUUCCCACGUGCCUGAAGAUUUGCAGGAAGGGUCGCUUGUUCAAUCAUUGACAGAUCGAGUACGCCAGCUAGAAAAGAAGCUUGAAGAAGCCCUUGAUUUACAACCACCGGAUAGCUAUCCAAAUCAAUCACCCAUAAGAGCUUCUGAGACCCCCGAGAUACAAACUCUCUACGAGAGAUGCAAGCAGCUCGCAAGAAUGGCCAAAUCACAGGAGAUAAUUCACCAGAAAAUCUGCCCUGACCUGAGGGAUUACAUGCCAUCGAAAGAGACAUCUGACAGGCUUAUCCAAGCAUACCUCCGUACUUUCGAAUCUGUCUACCGCAUCGUACAUGUGCCAUCAUUCAUACGUGAAUAUGAUCAGUACUGGAGAAGUCCUCAGGCAGCCAGCCCGGCGUUCAUUAUCAUGACUUUACUAAUGCUAGCGAUUGGGAACUCGUUUUGCCAGUCGGGGGACCCAGAUAAAGACCAUGUUCCGCGCUCUACAUCAUCACAGUGGAUAUAUACGGCACAAACGUGGCUCAGCUCCCCGUUCGAGAAAUCGCGUCUUAAUAUCACUAGCCUUCAAACACACUGCCUCCUACUUUUGGCCCGCCAGACAAGUGACAUCAGCAGUGACCUUGUCUGGAUUUCAGCUGGUACUCUACUUCGAACAGCUAUGCAUAUGGGCUUCCAUAUUGAUCCGCGUCAUAUUAAGGGGAUUUCUUUCUUCGAUGCACAGCUCAGACGAAGGAUAUGGAAUACAAUUCUUGAGAUUGUUGUCCAGUCUAGUAUGGAUGCCGGAGGCAUACCUUUAAUUCACUGUGAUGACUAUGACUGUGAGCCUCCGCUUAACCUUGACGAUGCCCAGAUGGGAGAUCCUAUUCCUAAGGCAAAGCCUUUCAAAGACUUUACGGAUACAUCUCUGCAAAUAGCUUUACAACGAUCACUGCCUAUUCGACUACAGAUUGCACAGUUUUUGAACGACUUCCGCCGAGGCGCCUCGUAUGACGAAGCUUUGCAGCUUAGCAAAGGCCUUACCAAUAUAUACCGCGAAAACUCAGCCCUAUUUGAUGCUUUUAAAAAUAGUGGAAAAUCUCCUACUCUGUUCCAGUCAAACCUCUACGACUUGAUGACGCAGCGCUUCCUGCUUGCUCUUCAUGACCCCUUUGCUAUAAAGGCAAAAGCUGACCCGACGUUGUAUUACUCACAUAAAGUAGCCCUUGAAAUAUCCAUGCGUAUUUUAGCACCAUUUAGCAAGUCCGUACCGGAAGACCUUGACUAUACCGCAUUGCUGCUCACCGGCUCGCCAUCCUUUCGGGACGUUCCUACCCAAGCAGCUGCUGUGGUUGCAGAUGACAUGAUUGUCCGAAUUAAGGAGAAGCCGAUUACUACUUCAGUGUCAGCUCUCUAUACGUCAUAUCCUUUAUCACACGGAGAAUCCAAGCGUAUUAUCGAAGAGUUUACCUCCUGUAUGUUGGCACGAGUCGAAUCUGGUGAAACGAACAUCAAAGGUUACCUGGUGUCUGCAUGCUUUCUGGCCCAGAUUGAGGCUAUGGAGCAUAGCCGACCAAUCGACGAAGCGUUGAGUAGAACUAUGUUGUCGGUUCUUGAAACGUGCUCGACGAUACUGGAAGACAGGGUUGAGAAAUCGAGACUUCCACAGCCAGGAAUAGGGUUGAACACACCCACUAAUGAAGAAUCAACACUGGCUGUAUUUGAUAACCAGUUAAACUGGUCUCUCGGUGAUGAUUUUGAUAUGGAAAUGGAUAUAGGCUCGUGGUUUCCUUCCCCUGUAUUCAGCUGA